CGUGAUUUGUAACAAACACAAGAUGGCAGCCCCCAUGUGACCGCAAUUUUGCAUGAUCGCGCGGUUAUAAACUCAGUCAUAAUCCUUCCUCACCUCUAUUGAUUCAGUUUGAAAACAUGCUCAAAAUUUUGUAGGCAGCUUGUAGAGCUUGUUGGAGUUCUCAAAAUGGCAGGGCGUGGUCGUGGUCGAGGGAGAGGGGGUGCGAUGGCCUUCACCGCAGAAGUGUUGGGCUUGGGCCGUGGUGAUGUGCUGCCCCCAACGACGUCACAACCUCCUCCACUAUUUCCACCCUUGGAGUUCCGUCCUGUGCCACUACCAACAGGAGAUGAAUGGGACUAUCUGCUGCUUCUCAAGCAGGAGUUCAGAAACACAAUGAGGGACUCCCCUUAUUACAUCAAACCUCAAGACAAAAAGAAAGAUAUUGAGAGAUAUUCUGAUAAGUAUCGAAUGAGUAACAACUCAGACAACACCAUCGGCUGGACUCCAGAUUGGAACCGACUCCCGAAAGAGCUGAAAAUAAGGGUCAAGAAACAAGGCGAGACUGCUGCUAGAUCUGCUGUGAAAGCGGUCCCCAACCUGCAAGCAGCCAAGCAGAUUUCUCAGAAAGAUGUUGAAGUUGUCACCCAAAGACUGGCUGAGUUGGAGCAGAAGGAGACAGAGGCAGCAUCAGGAGACGAGAAACAAGAGGAUGAAGAUGAAGAGGAGAUAGAUGAGGAGGAAUACUAUGAUGAAGAGGACCAAGAAGAGGGUACAGACUACAUUGUGUCAUACUUUGAUAAUGGAGAGGACGAUGUUAAUGAUGACGAUGAUGGAUUGGACGAUGGGCCCAUCUAUUGAGGCAGCCGAUUGGUCAGAACUAGGCAACAGGAAAUGUCACAUGAAUCUGUCAGAUGUUCCGAUUGGCUCACACAUGCAGCUGAUGUUUUGGAUGAAACUGAAGCUUUGCAAUGCCUAUGCUAAUUGGAUAGUGCUGAGGUUGGUUAUUUAUCAGUGAUUUUGAUUGGCUGAAUUCUGGACUUUGGCCCAAGAAGAGUGCUGAUUGGCAGAGCAACAUGUGCAGUACAAGAUCCUAUUGUUUCUUUGGAAAAUAAUUCCUAGGUUUUCUUUCGAUCUCAAAUUCUGAACAUGUUAAAAAAUUUUCCCUCCAAGUCUACAGGCUAACAACCCAGAGCCUUAUUUGCUUGGAAUCUGCAGUUUAAGUACCCCCCCCCCUUGAAGUAUGGACGGAAAAAUGUUACAGUAAUGCCACCCAUACAAUUCCCUAAACAAUGGUUUGCAUCAUGACCAGUGAUUAUCAAGUUGAUCGACCCUUGAUUCUGAGUUGCAUUUUGUUUCCAACCACCAUGAUUUAUUUAUUUUCCAGAAAUAAAAAAUAAUUCUCUGUAAAACUCAAUUUUUGUCUGUGCCAAGUAAAUAUUACAUGUCCUGAAUAUAUGAAUAAUUUGAAAGUCAUUAAAAACAAAAAAAAAUUGGAAAAGCGUACUUUGGUUUAUUCACAAUAUAUGAAUAAUUUGAAAGUCAUUAAAAACAAAAAAAAAUUGGAAAAGCGUACUUUGGUUUAUUCACAAGAAGCUUUAUUUUAAUAAAAGAUCAAAUUGUGACACGAUUCACUUAACUUGCA
Patiria miniata (bat star) is the source of this 1621-nucleotide messenger RNA. RefSeq names its product DNA-directed RNA polymerase III subunit RPC7-like (gene polr3gl). Gene Ontology annotation, biological process: transcription by RNA polymerase III. The transcript is spliced from 6 exons. The record is from RefSeq and is a predicted model, not a curated record. Gene Ontology annotation, cellular component: RNA polymerase III complex. Bases 166 to 837 code for a protein of 223 amino acids. Lineage: Eukaryota; Metazoa; Echinodermata; Asteroidea; Valvatida; Asterinidae.